Messenger RNA from Cucurbita pepo subsp. pepo (vegetable marrow), 1669 nucleotides. RefSeq lists its product as uncharacterized. Lineage: Eukaryota; Viridiplantae; Streptophyta; Magnoliopsida; Cucurbitales; Cucurbitaceae. The record is from RefSeq and is a predicted model, not a curated record. Gene Ontology annotation, cellular component: CCR4-NOT complex. Gene Ontology annotation, biological process: mRNA catabolic process.
GUAUAAAAGGCAGAGAAUAUGCAGGAAAUGAGAGAAUCGUGCUUCUUGGAAACCAAUCCCCAUUUUUCUGUUUCGAUUCGCCACUUUCUUCCUCUGUUUUCUCAAAUUCCAAUUCCGUACUCUCACACAGAAUCGCCCAAAAUCAAAAUCUCUGAUAAUGGCCACUCUUCCCGACUCUCUGUUCGGAGAACCGUCGGCUGCCGAGCGAACCACCGCGCCGAAAUCCAACACUUCUCAUCCUCCUAAUUCAGACCUAAACAAGGUCUCUAUUGAAAAGCUGAUUCUCGCUCUCCACAACGCCCAUACUCGCGAGCGUGCUUUGCAGCUUCUCUCUCAGAAUAGGAGUAGGAGUGACGAUUUGGCUGUUCUGAUAUGGCAUUCGUUUGGUACGAUGUUUACCCUUCUGAAGGAAAUCAUGGAAAUUUACCCUUCGCUGUCCAAGCCCGACCUUACAGAAAGGGCUUCAAUUAGGGUCUGCAAUGCUCUUGCUCUUCUUCAGUGUGUGGCUUCUCACCCAGAAACAAGGGUGCCAUUUAUGAAAGCCAAGAUCCCACUCUAUUUGUACCCUUUCCUUAAUACCACCAUCAAAGAAAAGCCUCAUGAAUAUCUCAGGCUCACAAGCUUAGGAGUAAUUGGUGCACUAGUGAAGGUUGAUGACAAGGAAGUAAUUUACUUCCUACUCAAAACUGAAAUAGUUCCAUACUGCCUGCGAUGCAUGGAUGUGGGAAAAGGCUUGUCGAAAACGGUUUCCACAUUUAUUCUUCAGAAAAUUCUAAUGGAUGAAGAGGGAUUGAGGUACUGCUGUCUCGUAGCUGAUCGAUUUUUCGCAAUAACUAGUGCCUUGGAAACAAUGAUGGAAAAAAUUUCAGAAGAACCCUCACAACGUCUGCUAAAACAUAUUGUUCGCUGUUAUCUUAAGCUAUCUGAAAGUCCAAGGGCUUGCCCGGGACUUGCUAAACUCCUUCCUCGGAUGCUAAACGACAGCGCGUUUACCGACCUCCUUCGUGAUGAUCCAACAGUCAUGAGCUCGUUCCAACAGUUGCUUCGCAAUGUACAUGAGAAUAGAUUACGAGAGAAUGAAGAUGAAUAUGGCACUCCCAAAACAGUUCAAGCCGCCGCCGCCGCCACCACCGCCGGGCGAUAUUGUCUUUUCUGGACUUUUCCUUUCAAGCUUUCUUCGAGGUUUAAAAAAGCGUCUGGUAGGUGAAAGUUUUCACACUCUUAUAAGGAGUGUUUUAUUCCUUUCUCCGCAUCUGAUAGGUAAGGUUUUCAUACUCGAGUGUAUGAGUGUUUUGUUUCCCUCUUCAACCAGCACAGGAUCGUACAAAAAUGUUUUUGAUAAAAAUUAAAAUGUUACUUAAUUUUUCCACCCAACUCUACUUGUAAGUAGAAGUUUUGACCAUCCAAAUUUUGAAUCGGUUAAAAUUAGUUUUACACGUUUCAAGUAACUCCCAAACAUGUUUGAAAGUGACUUUGAACAUGACUAAAGUGAUUUUGAAAUCACUCUCAAACAUGAUCAAAGAUUUCUUCUAAAUCAAUUUUUUAUAGCCCGAAUUUAGUUUUUAACAAAAAUUCGAGAUUUAAAUGGUUGGAUGAACAAUUUUUACUGAUACCAGCGUGAUAACACUAGUAACAUUUAUAAAGCUGAAUUGAACCAUAAAGAUUAAAA